Messenger RNA from Pterocles gutturalis (yellow-throated sandgrouse), 234 nucleotides. RefSeq names its product apolipoprotein A-I (gene APOA1). The record is from RefSeq and is a predicted model, not a curated record. Lineage: Eukaryota; Metazoa; Chordata; Aves; Pterocliformes; Pteroclidae. The annotation marks the transcript as partial. The transcript has a single exon.
CCCUACAGCGACGAGCUGCGGCAGAAGCUGAGCCAGAAGCUGGAGGAGAUCCGCGAGAAGGGCAUCCCCCAGGCUGCUGAGUACCAGGCCAAGGUGGUGGAGCAGCUCAGCAACCUGCGUGAGAAGGUGACGCCGCUGCUGCAGGACUUCAAGGAGCGCCUCACCCCCUACGCCGAGACCCUCAAGACCCGCUUCAUCACCCUCCUGGAUGACCUCCAGAAGAGCGUGGCCUGA